GGUUGUAAUCGAUAAUGAAGCCUGCAAGGAUGCCACGGUUAUACGCGUUGAUAGUGCAAACAAGCAUGGAAUACUUCUUGAAGUAGUACAGAUCCUCACUGAUCUUAACCUUAUCAUAACUAAGGCUUACAUAUCUUCUGAUGGUGGAUGGUUCAUGGAUGUUUUCAAUGUUACUGGCCAAGAUGGAAACAAAGUUACUGAUGAAGCCAUUUUGGAUUACAUUAGAAAGUCUCUUGGUCCCGAAUCUUGUGUUACUUCUCCCAUGAGAUCUGUUGGGGUUGAGCAAACAAUGGACCACACAGCAAUUGAGCUUAUGGGAAGUGACAGACCAGGAUUACUUUCAGAAUUGAGUGCUGUUUUGACCAACCUCAAGUGCAAUAUUGUGAAUGCAGAGGUGUGGACUCACAACACCCGUGCAGCCGCCGUAAUGCACGUGACAGAUGAAGAGACCGGAUCUGCUAUCACUGACCCUAAGAGGCUCUCUAUAAUCAAGGAACUUCUAUGCAAUGUGCUUGGUGGUGGCAACAAGAAGAGGGGGGCUAAGACUGUUGUCACAGAUGAAGCCACACACACUGAGAGAAGGCUUCACCAAAUGAUGUUUGCUGAUAGGGAUUAUGAACGAGAAAAUGAUGAUGACUUUGAUGAGAAGCAAAGGCCAAAUGUCAAUGUUGUGAAUUGGUCUGACAAUGAUUAUUCUGUAGUAACUAUUCAGUGUAAGGACAGGCCAAAGCUUCUCUUCGACACAGUAUGUACUUUGACUGACAUGGAGUAUGUGGUUUUUCAUGCAAAUAUCGAUGCCAAGGGGCCAGAAGCAUAUCAGGAAUAUUACAUCAAGCAUAUUGACGGGUCCCCUGUGAAAUCAGAUGCAGAAAGACAAAGAGUGAUACAAUGUCUUGCAGCUGCAAUUGAGAGAAGAGUUUCUGACGGUUUGAAGCUAGAACUCUGCACCACCGACAGAGUUGGACUUCUAUCUGAUGUCACACGUAUCUUCAGAGAGAAUAGUCUCACAGUUACAAGGGCAGAAGUGGCCACAAAAGGAGGCAAAGCUGUCAACACUUUCUAUGUUCGUGGGGCUUCUGGUUUCCCUGUUGAUUUGAAGACCAUAGAAUCCAUUAGGCAAACAAUUGGCAACACAAUCCUUAAAGUAAAGGGUAGCCCUUCAGAGAUGAAAUCUGUUCCUCAGGAUUCUCCCACCAGAUCCCUCUUUAGUGGUCUUUUCAAGUCCAGAUCUUUUGUGAACUUUGGCUUGGUUAAGUCUUAUUCUUGA
Molecule: messenger RNA, 1267 nt
Organism: Sphenostylis stenocarpa
Lineage: Eukaryota; Viridiplantae; Streptophyta; Magnoliopsida; Fabales; Fabaceae
Source: the annotation of a GenBank genome assembly